Molecule: messenger RNA, 1339 nt
Organism: Oncorhynchus tshawytscha (Chinook salmon)
Lineage: Eukaryota; Metazoa; Chordata; Actinopteri; Salmoniformes; Salmonidae
Exons: 4
Coding region: 245-979 (244 amino acids)
Source: RefSeq, a predicted model, not a curated record
GUAUAGCUAUGCAUUUCACCUGUACAGUUCUGGCAUAGAAGAUGGGUGCACCUGUCUUAUCUAUUGUAGUUCAGCUACAAAACUUUCCCGCAAGUCCCAUGACAGAUGACGUCACCAGGAAUGCGGGGCUGUGAUGGAUUGACCUGGAUAACGAGAGAGAAAAAUAAAGUCUGUGACAAACAAUAACGAGAGAUUGAUUGCGGGGAUUAACUGUCGGGUGUCGGGAUCAUUUAUUUCAGCCGCCAUGUCUGUGCUAUUUUGCUGCCGCUGUGUUUUUCCAUCCGAAGACACCGACGAGAGACAGCCCCUACUGCACCCCAAGCUUCCAGAAUCAGAGAAGCCAGUUUCGGCCAGACAGCCUCGACCAGCACCCACAGUAAGUCGGAGUGGUCAGUUGGUCCCGAAGCGUGUGGGUGUGAAGGACUUGGACCAGCGGUUCUCUGAUGUGACCGAGACAUUCAACCAACAACAUGAGAGCUAUAAUGUCAUGAAGGAACGCAUCAUAUCUCUUCGCCACACUUACAACUGUAGCAACGACAGCACCCUGACUCUGACCGAGUGUGUGAGGAAGAUCAAGGAGGAAUACGAGGACAGCUACAGGGUAACCGUGGUGAUAAAGGGGUAUGACUUCUCUCUCUCUGUGGUUCCGCUGAGGUCUGUGGAUGAGGGAGAGAAUUCUCUGCCUCGCCUACUCCGGUUGGCUCAGGAUGAGCUCAGGGGCUUUUCCCAGGGCGCCAUAGCAAUUGUCGCUGCCGGGACCAAGCUCCAGGUGCUGAUAGACUGGCUGCUUAGUCGGGGGGAGCGAAUGGCGGAGCAGGUCAGGGAGGUGGCACCAACUCAUCAGGACCACUGUAGGCUGGAGGAGAACCUGAUUGAGACCAUGCAGGAAGUGAGAAGGGUGAGGGAGCUUUCGCUAGGGUACUGCCAGCAGGCUAGAGAGAUCCAAACUGAGGCUGCACAGAUAGCAGGGCUGGCCUGACACAUACAUACAGACACACUCUGGUAACACUGAAUCUAUAAAUGUCACAUUUAAAUCUUAUGGGAAUUAAUUUAGGCUAUUUUUACUAUCAUGUAAAAGCACAAUAUGGACCUACACUGUUACACAACACACUAGAUAGUAUUUCAGUAUUAUAUAGUGAGUAUGUCUAUAAACAUGUUAGAGAAAUGAGCUGUGAUAUAUCCUAAUGUAUUCUGGACAGGAAUUCCUCAUCUAAAUCCUCAUCUAAUCAAACACUGUGUUGAUUAAACCACUGUCAAUGUUAGAUAUCAUGUUAGUGUUUUUUCUAUGUUAAUACUGUAUGUUAUUGUAUUUUAUAACAAAUGAAAACUGCAAACUGUU